AUGGAGUUGAAUUUGCAACAACGAGUUUGUAUUAAAUUUUGUGUUAAAAAUGGAUUCAAUGGUGCGAAAACCAUGGAAAUGUUGGGAAACUGUUUCGGCAGUGGUGCUCUAAAGAAAACAACCGUUUACGAGUGGCAUGAACGCUUCAGAAGUGGUCGUGAAUCCGUCGAGGAUGACAAACGCAGUAGCAGGCCGUCGAAAUCGAAAACCGACGAAAACAUCAAUAAAGUGAGAAAAAUGUUGAUCAAUAACCGCAAAUUAACUAUCAGAGAGCUGGCAGAGGACUUAAACGUUGCUUAUGGAUCCGUUCAGGACAUUGUAGUUAAUGAUUUAGAUUUUUUAGGCGCCGUGUUGCUGCAUAGUUGGUCCCGAAGGAACUGA
Messenger RNA from Trachymyrmex cornetzi, 381 nucleotides. RefSeq lists its product as uncharacterized. The transcript has a single exon. The record is from RefSeq and is a predicted model, not a curated record. Lineage: Eukaryota; Metazoa; Arthropoda; Insecta; Hymenoptera; Formicidae. Bases 1 to 381 code for a protein of 126 amino acids.